Molecule: messenger RNA, 378 nt
Organism: Rhodofomes roseus
Lineage: Eukaryota; Fungi; Basidiomycota; Agaricomycetes; Polyporales; Fomitopsidaceae
Exons: 1
Source: RefSeq, a predicted model, not a curated record
AGGGCUGCAAGGGUCAAGAUCAUUUUUGCCCUCCCAAAGACUCUGUCCGAGCGAUUUAGGGGCCAAACUGCCCCGUCGUGGUGGCCCAGCGGUCCUCUCGCGUACGUCGAGUGGUACUCACGUUUUGCAUCAAGCCCCGAUCCUACACAUUUGAUGUAUACCGUCAGUAAACCCCCUUUGACGUCGAAGGGACUUCCGCAAGGAAAAAUCAUACCGUUAACUCAAAUACGUCAAUCGUGCCAACUUGCGCCGUGCUUCCCGGAUGGACCAUUGGGCACUGUACCGGAUGACUGGUCCUCCAAUACGGUGUUAGAGACAGCCAGUCGAUUCCAUGUAAAUAAUUGGACUGGCUUAUAUGCAUACCAAACACUUUGGUAG